AUGUCUGCCGCAUUGCCUUAUUUACAGAAACUGCGCAAGUCCCAACUGACGGACUGGGCGGAAGCGACUGAUCUUCACAACUACGAGGAAUACAAUAAGCCCGAACUCGCCACGCUGCUGGAUCAACAUCUCCAGGCCAACCAAUCCAUCUUCGCCAAGGAUGCGCGACUAACGGAUUACUACCGACGCCUGUCGCAAACCCCGCGCAAGGGGUCGCCGAUCAAGAGAGACCCCCGAGUGGAAGUCUCGCCGCUCGCGAAAGAAACACCGCGGUCAGUGCUCCGGUCGGCGCGUCGCAGGCAGACACGAGCCCUGGAGGAAGAGGUGAAGGAAGAGGCGGCGACGGAGGAGACGCAGGAGGAACCCAAGGAGGAACCCAGGGAGCAGCCCAAGGCCGAACCCAAGGAGGAGACUGAGCAACUCCCAGAGGAUUCCGACGCGUCCCCACCACCUGUCUUCCAGACGCCCGGGCCGUCCCCGCUGAACUUUCAAUCGGCCUUGCCGGCAUCGCCGGCCCUCAUCGCUGAUGCAGUCGACCGAGAAUCCGUCGCGUGGCGCAAUAAGGCUAGCGAUUGGUGGACUGGCUCCGGGGUGCCGGAUGGCACACAGUCUCUGCGCUCCUUGCUCAGCAGUGUCAAGGCCGUCCAGAUUCUGACAUUGCUGCUCGAAGGAUGUUCCAUCAUUUAUGAAAUUCUGCCGCUGCGAUUCGUGUCUACCAUUUCGAUUUGGGCGGUUGAGAUCUCCAUCAAGGUCCCCGACGUCUUUGUUCUCGUCGACGGGGUAUUCUGGGCCCCGUUCUCGCUAUGGCUGCUGACCAGCAUUCUCCUACCGCUGACGGCCGCAUACUUCUUCAACAUCAGCCUGAAUAUCACACAAGGUGGCAGUGCUGCGUCCCACACGCGCCGCAGCCGCGCGUCGCCUGCGAACUUCGACCCGCUCAGCUUCAACAUUGCUAAGGCGGGGCUUGCAUACCUGGUGUAUGCCCAGCAGUUCGACUUCUUCAACCUGUACAGCCAAUACUCGAUUGCCCGGGUGAACGCCGCGGUCCCUGGUCAAUGGGCUGGCUUGGUGACCGGGUCUGCGAUCGGUUUGAUCGGCACUAUCUACGAGGCGAUCCUGCGGAAGUAA
This is a messenger RNA of Aspergillus pseudotamarii, 1128 nucleotides long. RefSeq lists its product as uncharacterized. The transcript has 3 exons. The record is from RefSeq and is a predicted model, not a curated record. NCBI's taxonomy places the organism in Eukaryota, Fungi, Ascomycota, Eurotiomycetes, Eurotiales, Aspergillaceae. Gene Ontology annotation, cellular component: membrane. The coding region runs from base 1 to 1128 and encodes 375 amino acids.